AUGGCAAAUACGAUGUCCAAGCGCCUGGAUGGCAAGACAAUCCUCAUCACUGGUGCUUCAUCUGGCAUUGGGCAGUCCACAGCGUUUGAAUUCGCUCGCACAUCUCCCAAAAACGUCAAGCUGAUUCUUGCUGCACGCCGUAUCGACAGUCUUCGCCAAAUUGCGGCCGAUAUUAUUCAAGAGAAUGGGCACGGUGUCAAAGUACUCCCUGUUCAACUUGACGUCAGUAACGCCAAUGAAGUGCGUACAUUCGUGGAUAAGUUGCCUACUGAAUUUAAAGAAAUUGAUAUUUUGGUCAACAAUGCAGCUCACAUUGUUUUCGUGCCUAGUGGCCUGGUACGAGGAGUAGCCAGAGCGCCCGAAAUUGCCGAAAAUGACAUCGACAUUAUGUUCCAAACAAACGUAACGGGCUUGAUCAGCAUGACACAAGCUAUCUUGCCCAUUAUGCUCAAACGCAAUAACGGCGAGGGAUCUGGCGAUAUCAUCAAUAUUGGUUCUAUCGCGGGUCGUGAGCCAUACCCAGGUGGUGGAAUUUACUGCGCAACUAAGGCUGCCGUGCGGUCUUUUACAGAAAGCUUGCGCAAGGAGCUUAUCUCUAAGCGCAUUCGAGUCAUUUGCAUAGAUCCUGGUCAGGUUGAAACCGAGUUCUCCGUCGUCAGAUUCUACGGUGAUAGGAGAAAGGCGGAUGCAGUUUAUGCAGGCUGUAAGCCAUUGACACCUGUUGAUAUCGCCGAAGCAAUUGUAUUUGCCGCCGGAAGGAGAGAGAAUGUGGUUGUUGCUGAUACUUUGCUUUUCCCAAAUCAUCAGGCCAGUGCAACUAUUAUGCACCGGAAGGACACAUAG
Messenger RNA from Penicillium macrosclerotiorum, 843 nucleotides. RefSeq lists its product as uncharacterized. The coding region runs from base 1 to 843 and encodes 280 amino acids. Lineage: Eukaryota; Fungi; Ascomycota; Eurotiomycetes; Eurotiales; Aspergillaceae. The transcript is spliced from 3 exons. The record is from RefSeq and is a predicted model, not a curated record. Gene Ontology annotation, molecular function: oxidoreductase activity. Gene Ontology annotation, cellular component: cytosol.